AUGUGUUCAGCGUGGGAACAACAGCUGUGCUCCCAAUUUUACGUGCUCAUGCUUCUGGCUCCAAAAUCACAACUCACAAGGAAGUGCAUGGGAAGUAUGAUACCAGACACGGCGCUGGGGCUUUUGUAUGGAUAUCUGGUCUACUUUUCCUGGACGCCUGAUACUUUGCACCUUAUGUUUGGAGCCAAAUACAUGGUGCCCGAGCUGGGUGGCAUAACAAAGAUGUUUUCCAGCGAGAUGAGACUAACUUCGGCGUGGAUUCAUCUCGUGGCCGUCGACCUCUUCGCUGCCAGAAAAGUGUACAGCGACGGGAUGGAGAACGGGGUGGAGACGCGACACUCGGUUGCGCUGUGCCUGCUUGCCUGUCCAAUCGGAAUUCUCACUCACCUCGUCACCAAGGCACUAAUUGCCGCCAUGGCCAGAGCCAAAACCACAGAGAAAUUACCACCAAACUAG
Molecule: messenger RNA, 456 nt
Organism: Linum trigynum
Lineage: Eukaryota; Viridiplantae; Streptophyta; Magnoliopsida; Malpighiales; Linaceae
Source: the annotation of a GenBank genome assembly